Molecule: messenger RNA, 341 nt
Organism: Oppiella nova
Lineage: Eukaryota; Metazoa; Arthropoda; Arachnida; Sarcoptiformes; Oppiidae
Source: the annotation of a GenBank genome assembly
CACUAAGUGGUUGGGCUUUCGUUUUUGGGCUCGACUUUUGCUUUUCCCAGUGAAUCAACCGCUCCGUCGCUGGCAUUAUGGGACCGGACGGCGGCUGUGCCGGCGACUACUGUCCAAUGGUCGACGCGAUUACACUCAUUGACGGCACCCAUGGCCUCAAUGGCAGUCAUAAGUGUGUCCAACAAUCUAAUGGAUCCAUAAAUCGCCAAGAAUUGGCCAAUUCUAUGAAUGGCAAAAGUAAGCGACAAUUAAACGGACAAAACGGGCGCCAAAUAUAUAUAUCCGACCGGAAGGAAGAGCCGCCCCUUUACCUCGAAAUCCUAUGUUAUAUCAGUUAUGCC